AUGUAUAGAAGAAAAUGUACAAAAUUGAACUGGGCAAGCAGAGAAGAUAGUCACAGUCCCAACACAAACACACAAAUUCUUAAUCAAUCCAAAAACUAGAAAACAAAAACCUAAACAGAAGCGGAACCCCCUAUAUCAUCUCUCCUCUCUCUCAAUUAUUAUUCCAAAAACCCUCUUUACUUCUAUUUUAUUUUUCCAUCCCAAAACCACGCCGCUUAAAUCCCCCAUUCCACCACCCCUCCUACUCUCAUAACCGAACAAAAAAAUCAAAGCCAAAUACUAAAUACAAAGAAAAGACCAAACCAAACCCAACCAAACCCCAAGAUGCCCACAAUGACACUAACCUUACAAACUAUUUUCAUGGCACCUGUACUACUAGCUCUUCUUCUCCUCCACUCUACUACCACCAUCGCCACCGCCACCGCCACCACCACCUCUUCUUCUUAUCCCGAUUUCCAACACUUAGACGUCAAACAGACCAUCUCCGAGCUAAGGUCUUAUAACCUCACCUCUCCUUCCGCCGCCAAAACCAACGUAUCCGAGUACGAAUACGAAGCGCUUCAUGCCGAAACCGGCAGAGGAAAAUGGAAGCUUAAGCUUAUCCAUAGAGAUAAGCUCGUCUCGUUAACAUCUUCCGUGAAUGAAAAUGAUAAUCACAAUCGGCCAAUUCGUGGUCAUCAUAACCACCUUUUCCAUCAACGCAUGAAGAGAGACGCUCAAAGGGUAGCCACCCUCCUCAGCCGGCUAACCAAUACUAGUACUACAACAGCUGCUGAUGGUAAAGGAUCCGACCCGAUAUACGACGUGGAGGAUUUUGGGUCGGAGGUGGUGUCGGGCAUGAACCAAGGGAGCGGAGAGUACUUCCUUCGGAUCGGAGUUGGGUCACCGGCCAGGAGCCAAUACGUGGUGAUUGACUCCGGGAGCGAUAUUGUGUGGGUCCAAUGCCAGCCGUGUAACCAGUGUUACCACCAAACCGACCCAGUAUUCGACCCGGCAUACUCCGCUUCCUACACAGGGGUCUCGUGCAGCUCCGCCGUAUGCGAUCGCCUCGACAACGCCAAGUGCCAAGCGGGUCGGUGCCGGUAUGAGGUUUCGUACGGUGAUGGGUCCUACACCAAAGGGACUCUGGCCAUCGAGACUCUCACUUUGGGUCGAGCCGUGAUUAAGAAUGUGGCAAUCGGGUGCGGGCAUAUGAACCGGGGCAUGUUUGUGGGGGCUGCUGGUCUUUUGGGGCUUGGUGGUGGGUCCAUGUCGUUUGUGGGCCAGCUAGGUGGACAGACUGGCGGAGCGUUCAGUUACUGUUUGGCGAGUCGGGGCACCGACUCGUCGGGGUCACUGGAGUUCGGGCGUGGAGCACUGCCCGUGGGCGCAGCAUGGGUACCCUUGGUUCGGAACCCACGUGCCACGAGUUUCUACUACAUAGGGCUUGUGGGUCUCGGGGUGGGAGGGGUCCGAAUACCCAUUUCGGAGGAUACUUUCAGGUUGACGGACAUGGGUACGGGUGGGGUUGUGAUGGACACCGGAACCGCCGUGACGAGGUUUCCGACGGCGGCGUAUGAGGCGUUUCGCAACUCUUUUAUUCAACAAACCGGCAACCUCCCACGGGCGUCGGGUGUAUCCAUUUUUGACACGUGUUAUGACUUGUAUGGGUUUGUUUCGGUUCGGGUACCCACCAUAUCAUUUUACUUAUCAAGUGGGCCCAUCCUGACCCUGCCAGCUAGGAAUUUUUUGAUCCCAGUGGAUGACGUGGGCACUUUCUGUUUUGCAUUUGCUCCAACAGCUGCUGAACUAUCCAUUAUAGGGAAUAUUCAACAAGAGGGCAUCCAAAUUUCCUUUGAUGGAGCUAAUGGGUUUGUGGGAUUUGGUCCCAAUGUGUGUUAGAGUAAGUUUAUAUAACUAUAAAUAUAUAUAAAUUUUGUUAGUUUUAGUUAAAAGAUAUUAUAUAUUUUUGUUUUAACUACUAUUACUAUAUUAUUCUUAGGUGUAUUUCCUUGAAUGUAAUUAUGGGUUAAAGUAGU
This is a messenger RNA of Humulus lupulus (European hop), 2018 nucleotides long. RefSeq names its product protein ASPARTIC PROTEASE IN GUARD CELL 2. Gene Ontology annotation, biological process: proteolysis. The transcript has a single exon. Gene Ontology annotation, molecular function: aspartic-type endopeptidase activity. The record is from RefSeq and is a predicted model, not a curated record. NCBI's taxonomy places the organism in Eukaryota, Viridiplantae, Streptophyta, Magnoliopsida, Rosales, Cannabaceae. The coding region runs from base 325 to 1881 and encodes 518 amino acids.